AUGGGAGCGACGGCUAAUAAUAUGCGUAGCUUGCACAGCCUCUUGUUUUGGAAAGAAAACCAAUCAAGGAAAUAUAUAUUUACCGAGUUGUACUCAGGGUACCAAGUGAGACACCGCAAACUUGUAGCCCCAGCUGAUGAUACGGAUUUGACUUCAGGUGGUGAGGAAUUGCGGAUCUGGACGUUGCAGGGUUCGUUUUCUUUUCCUUCAGCUGCCCAGACCUUCGUUCGCUUGACGUUCUGGGAAAAGGUUUCGUUGAGGCACCCAAUCAAAGAGCCCCUUACGGGUUUAUAUAAUGCGAGCUCUCCAUUCCGUGGCCAGAAUACAAGAAGACUGUUAGCAAUUCACCAUAACGCGAAUAGAUUGCCUCCUACUGAGAGGAUGGGAAACGCAAAUUCAAGACCAUCAAUUCCACCUAAUCUGCCCAACUCUGGCAUCUCUCCACACUUCAUCGCAGAAGGCCCUUCUGCGCCUGUAGUAGCCGCUAUAUUUACCGCGUUGGAACAUCGCCAUUACAACCGCUACAUUGCGGCAGAACAAACUCUCAGCCAUGCCUUCAGCCAAGCGGCAACGCCACGCGACUACGUUAGCCUGCUUGUGGAACAGAGCAUUUUAUAUAUGCAUAUGGGCGUCGCAGGAGGGCCUCCAAACCUGAGGAAGCUCGCUGAAAAAGUAUCGAGCCUACCUCCAGGGAUCCUGCCGCCCAUAGAACUUCUCCCGAAGCAAGACGAGGCAAGAGAGACUUGGGACAUCGACUCGAUGGAUUUACGCUGCGUCACUGAGGUCGAGCGUGAUCUAGUAGGCCUACUAGCAUGCACGAAGAAUCGUUUGGGUAAAAAAGAGGCCUGGCAAGCCUUGCUCGUGGGUUGCCAUCGCAAAUACUCUGGGUACACCAACACUCAAUAUAAUAUGAGCGAGAAUGAGGUCUACAUCCACGAGGUUUACCACAAAUACGCGCUUGCUCCCGACGGCGACACUGGAUUCAAAGCCCGCCAGCAAGCUCAACUCUUUGCACUUCUGAGUAGACUUGUUGCCAAGAAUCGCUACGACCAAGCCAUCUCUCUCAUGCAGUCUAUCGACUCAUCCGGCCAUAAGCGUUUAGUGCAUAAGUACUUCAGUUUUAAGAUGCCAUCUGGGCAAUGUUCAGAUGUUCAAUUUCGCCCGCUUUACAAGCAGAUACUCGCUAGUCCCUCGGUCACAAAACACCAGUUCUUAAGUGUAUACGCCUACAUUAGAAUACACUCUCAGGACUUUUCCAAGAUCCUAGACCCUACAGGAUUCGACCAGCUAUGUACCGAAUGCGGUGAUCCCUUUGAACCACUCCGCCGCCAAUUAGGAAACGACGUUUGCCAACCGCACAUGCAGCUCUCGCGGCUCCUCGCCAUGAAAGAUCGCUGUAUGGAGCUAGUGCUCCAGCACCGCUACCUCCUCGCUAGCUUCUGGCUCAAAGACUGCGCAAAUAUGGCCAUCGAAUCGCGCGAGAUGCUAGUAUUCACCGACAUAGCACUCGAACUCGGUCGCGUGUACCGCGCCAUGGGCGAGCCACUCGACCAUCUGUUCCUCUUCUUCAAGGGGGCCUUACCGAAGAUGAAAAUAGUGAGGGAUUUGGAGCAGUGGGAUCGCGCCGUCUGGUUAGCGUUCGAUCUGUUUGGCAACCGGAAGGAUGACUUCUGGGCUAUCGCUAGCAGGGCGCAUGUCCAGUUCUUGCGCAUCGAGGCCUUCGAUAUCAAGAAAGAAGCGCUACCCGAAACCCCUUGGGACGAUUUCAUCAAAAUUUCCACGGCCUUGCUGGACGAUGGUCUUUCGAAAGAAGAGGCAGCAACUCUAAUCGUGUCACAGCUGGCGACUCGAGUCAUGCAAUUGAAGCUGUCGUUGCUGGAAGAAGACGGCGCGGCAGCAGCGCAGCAAGGGAAGAUGGCGAUUCCGCAGAAUUUCUGCUUGAAUAUGGAAUCAUUUGCGGAGCGGUGGUGCAAGGCUGAUGAAGCAAAUGGUCACUUUCGGGAGGCGUUUCUGAAGGCGAUGUGUUUAUGUUACUUGCCGUUGCAGAACAUUGACGCGGCAUUUGCGCCAGAAUAUGCGGCAGUGACCGGCGAAAAGAUUGCUAUUAGAUGCUACCAAAAUUUCAUGAGUAGUAACGACACGGUUGAGGGUCAUCAGCUGAGCUUAAAGCUGAAUGAGUGGAGAAGGGUGUAUACAGAAAGUGGGAGGCGACCUCUUCAUCCGUAUCUCCUUGAGCUACCACGUAUGCAAACACCAAGUCACAUGUUCGGAACCCCUCACAUCAAGAUAUUAGCCCCUGCAACCGACAAGGUCGAGGAAUAUGGAACGGACAUGGGCGAAUAA
Messenger RNA from Lindgomyces ingoldianus, 2343 nucleotides. RefSeq lists its product as uncharacterized. The record is from RefSeq and is a predicted model, not a curated record. Bases 1 to 2343 code for a protein of 780 amino acids. The transcript is spliced from 9 exons. NCBI's taxonomy places the organism in Eukaryota, Fungi, Ascomycota, Dothideomycetes, Pleosporales, Lindgomycetaceae.